AUGACGGAGAAACCAUUGAAUGACAAUAGUCGAAGAACAACUUAUUCUUCUAUUCAACAACAUAUUGAAAAUUUAAAUUUAAAUCAUUUGAAUGAAGAUGAACGUCAAAAAGUCUUAGCCGUUGUGAAAAAAGAUUUCGAAGUACGUGCUAAAGAACGAGAAAGAUUAAACCGAUAUCGUUCAAGUAUUUUAAGACGAGACAGAGAAUUAGCUGCUAAAAGUUUAACAUCAGCCACUGAAAGUACAUCUUGUUUAUUAUGUGGACGAGCAUUUAUACUUUUCAUUAAUCCUAAACGUAUAUGUUUCAAUUGUCAACGUGAUAUAUGCCAAAAUUGUUCACAAUCUGUCAAUGCAUACAAUGGAUACUUUUGUAAAAUGUGUUUAAAAGAAAAAGACUAUCGUGCAAUGACAUGUUAUUGGUUUUAUGAUACAGUAAUUCAACGAUUCAGAGAAUUUGGAAGUACAACUGUUGCAAAAAGUUUAUUUGGAUUAAAAUAUUCACAAGUUCAAAAUAUGGCUGAAGAAGAACUAUGGAAUCUUUUAUUUCGAUCUUCAUCAUCUAAAAAGAAUUCAGUGGAAUAUAAAGAAUCCAAUAAGUCGUAUUCGGUUGAUGAAGCUAAAAUAGCACAAAUUAACAAAUUACGCAAUCGAUUAGAAAAACUUAUGGAAGAAACUUUAGCUGAAUUAUGUGCGAUUGAAAAGAAUAAUUCAUUAUCACCAAGACAAAUUACAUGGCAACAUGAAAGUGUAAGAGGAAAGUUUAAAAAGAAUGCUUGCCGUGAAAUGAAGAGUUUCAUUCAAAUUCUUUAUAUAACAAUAGAAAAGGAAAGAAUGAGUCAAGGCAUGAACACUAAGAAUAUCACCCCGUAUGUACUGGAUACAUUGGAAACUGAAAUCAGUCGAUUAGUUGGGCAUAGUGUAAAGGGCAUUACAGACACAAACAGUUUAACUGGUGAUGAUGAUAAAGAAUCCGUGACGAUGGUUGAUCGUGAUGGUGUGGAAAAUCGACUGGCUGAGAUUCUUUUCGAUAAACUCUACUCAGAUCUUAAUCCUACGAAACAGGAAAAUGUUCAACAAUUUACAUUUCAAACAUCUAGUCCAGUAUCAACCGAUGCGAAUUUCAAUAAAUUAUCCGCCGAUUCAAUCAACAAUGAUUCGAAUCAUUUAAACAAGACGGAAGAAUUAAUUGUGACAGAAGGUUUUCCAGUCAGAUUGGAAUAUACUCUACCAUAUAAUGAACAUUGUGAAUUUCAUUGGUAUAAAUUAACCAAUGAUAAUCAACGAAUUCCAGUCAAAUUAGAUUUUCGUAUUGAACAUGUAAUCACUGGUACAAUUAAUCAAUCAUUUAAACAAUAUCAACCAUUCAAUUAUCAAUAUCCAAAACAUCCAUUUGUUUUAUCCAAUUCCGGUUUGAUUACAAAUGAAACAAAACAAAAAUUAAAUCAAUGGAUUAGUGAAUUAUCAAAACUUCAAUCAACCAAUCAUGGUAAUGAAGAAGACAUUAUUUACUUACAACAUCAUCUCAUCAUAUGGACAAGUAGAUUUGACGAUACUGGAAGUUAUUUUGCAUCAGUUGAAUCUCAAUUACAUAACAAUGGUAAAUCAUCAAUGAAAGAGAAAGAAUAUAUAGUCAGAGUAAUCAAAUCUAAACAAACACUAGCCAAUCCACAACGUCAACCAGAAUUUAUUGAACCACUUAUUGUACAACCAGUGAACAAUACUACAAAUGAUCCUUUUAUUGAAAUGACAUGUAUAGUAACAGGCAAUCCUAUACCAAGAUGUUUAUUCUAUCGUAAUUCAUCACCUAUACCAGUAGUUGUAAUGCCUUUUGUGAAAAUCCAGCCGAAUGAAUCAUCAUUAUUAUUAUGUACAUUGAGUUCUUUAACACAAAAAUACACUGUCACCAUAUCUGAUUCAACUAGAUCAGAUCGAUCAAUUGAUUGUACAAGAAAAAUUACUCUACAUAUUAAUCGACCAUCCAGUUCUGAAGAUAUGGCUACUUAUAGUUGUCGUGCAUGGAAUUGUCAUGGUCGAACAAUUACAUCUACUGAUUUAUCUGUACAAGAUCAUUUCACUAAAUUCGACUGCCCACAAGAAAAACCAAAUUUGAUCGACAAGAUGAAUGUUGUAAAAACUGAUUCAAUCCAAUCGGCAGUAAAUACGCCACAAGGUGCUUAUAAUAAUAAUAAUUAUCCCAUAAAAGAAGAAGGAUUCCCUGUGGUUAACAUGGUAAACGAUUCAUAUGACAGUGUCGGUGAAUUCAAAAGACUUGAUCCGAAAUAUCCCAGUUCCAUUAUUGAAAUCUCCCCAGAAAAUCAACCUAUCGAUGUUAAACCAAUCUAUCAUAAGUUUUAUAGUGAAUACAAUAAAAUUACGAAAACUUCCAAUAUCACCAAAACAAUUACUUAUAAAGAAAAUGAACUAACCAAAUCAACUGCUCGAAAUAACCCAGAAAAAAUAGUAAAAACUUCAAAUGACAACGAUUUCCCUCCAUUAAAUACUACUUCUUGGAAAACCGACAUCAAAACUAAUAAUGAUGUUAAAAUAACCCGUGAGGUUAAAACAUAUCGAAAAGAACAAACUAUUGUGAAUAAAUAUAAUACAGAUUCAAAUCUAUCCUCAGAUGAUUGUUCCAUUCAAUCGAAUCACAGUGAACGAACAAAACGUAGAUUAUCAUCGGUACAAUCAAAUAAACCAAACAUUUUAAUUGAUCGACGAAUAAAUCGUCGAAGCAGUACAUCUUCGAAUAUUACAGAACUCUAAUUAUUUAAUUUAUUGAUUGAUUAAUCAAAAAAAUCAUUGUGUAUCACCACAUAUCAUUAAGAGUCAUGUAUUUUCAUUUUUUAAAAAUCCUUAAUCACAGAUGAUCAGUCAGAUCAAGUGUAAAAGUUUCCUUAAUGCAGCAACAUGAAUUAUCUUUGAUUAAUUUUACACUUAGAUUCGAUUUGGUUUGUGAUUUUUUUUUUAAUGUGAAGC
Molecule: messenger RNA, 2976 nt
Organism: Schistosoma turkestanicum
Lineage: Eukaryota; Metazoa; Platyhelminthes; Trematoda; Strigeidida; Schistosomatidae
Source: the annotation of a GenBank genome assembly